Molecule: messenger RNA, 1547 nt
Organism: Gadus chalcogrammus (walleye pollock)
Lineage: Eukaryota; Metazoa; Chordata; Actinopteri; Gadiformes; Gadidae
Product: acidic mammalian chitinase-like
Exons: 11
Coding region: 68-1480 (470 amino acids)
Biological process (GO): chitin catabolic process; carbohydrate metabolic process
Cellular component (GO): extracellular region
Molecular function (GO): chitin binding; chitinase activity
Source: RefSeq, a predicted model, not a curated record
UUAUACGCCGAUUGAUGUGAAUCUUUUCUUACAGACACAUUUCAAAGUCUUGAUAUUUUACUUCAAGAUGACCAGGCUGACACUACUUGCAGGCGUAUGCCUGGUGCUGUGCCAGAUUGCAACGGCCGAUCAGAUGGUGUGCUACUUCACCAACUGGUCCCAGUACAGACCCAAUGAGGGCAAGUACCUGCCAAAAGACGUGGACCCCUUCCUCUGCACCACCCUCAUCUACGCCUUCGCCAUGAUCAACAGCAACCAUGAGCUGAUCACCUACGAGUGGAACGACGAUGUCCUCUACAAGGCCUUCAAUGACUUGAAGACCAAGAAUCCUCAUCUGAAGACUCUGCUGGCUGUCGGUGGAUGGAACUUUGGUUCAAGACAGUUCUCCCUCACGGUGUCGAACGCAGCCAACCGUCAGAAGUUUGCACAGUCAUCCAUUAAGUUCUUGAGAACCUUUGGUUUUGAUGGUUUGGACCUGGACUGGGAGUACCCGGGAUCCCGUGGAAGUCCUCCAGAGGACAGGGAAAAGUUCACUCUGCUUUGUAGGGAACUUGUGGCUGCCUACGCAGCUGAGGCCGCUGCCACCGGUAACAACCAGCUCAUGCUGACUGCUGCUGUGUCUGCAGGGAAAGGAACCAUUGAUGCUGGAUAUGAGAUCGCUGAGAUUGCCAAGGAGUUGGACUUCAUCAAUGUAAUGACCUAUGACUUCCAUGGAACCUGGGAGAAGUUCACUGGCCACAACAGCCCCCUCUUCCGUGGUUCCCAGGACAAAGGCGACCUCAUCUACUUCAACACUGACUACGCAAUGAAGUACUGGAGGGACCAAGGUACACCAGUGGAGAAGCUACAUAUGGGUUUUGCUACGUAUGGUCGCACCUUCCGCCUGACAUCGUCUAACACCGGUAUCGGAGCCCCUGCCAGCGGCCCUGCUUCAGCCGGACCCUACUCCCGUGAGGCUGGCUUCUGGGCCUACUACGAGAUCUGCACCUUCCUGAAGGGCGCCACAUUGGAAUGGAUUGAAGACCAGAAAGUCCCCUAUGCUCACAAGAACAAUGAGUGGGUGGGAUUCGAUACCAGGGAGAGCUAUGAGACGAAGGUCCGCUACAUGCAAGAGCAGAAGUUUGGCGGGGCCUUUGUGUGGGCCCUGGAUCUGGACGACUUUAAUGGACAUUUCUGUGGAGAGGGAAUCCACCCUCUGCUGUCACAUCUCCGCACUCUCCUCGAUAUUGAGUUGCCUCCCCUGCCCCCGACCACAACCCGUGACCCCAACAAACCCACCCCGACUACCACAGCCACCACCACAACCACCACCACCCACGCGCCAGGAUCAGGCUUCUGUAACGGAAAGCCCGAUGGCCUGUAUCCCCACGAAGAGGACAGAAACCUGUUCUACAUGUGUGCACAUGGAAUCACUCACGUCCGCGCGUGUGGAACUGGCUCCGUCUAUGAUGAAAAAUGCAAGUGCUGCGUCUGGCCUUGAAAUAGGGAUGACUCUGAAAACAAUACAUUCUCAAGCUAUUGAAUGGCGUUCAUUCUUUGUUGCAGUG